Messenger RNA from Fusarium proliferatum ET1, 1440 nucleotides. RefSeq lists its product as uncharacterized. The transcript has 2 exons. The record is from RefSeq and is a predicted model, not a curated record. Lineage: Eukaryota; Fungi; Ascomycota; Sordariomycetes; Hypocreales; Nectriaceae. Bases 1 to 1440 code for a protein of 479 amino acids.
AUGGAAGCUCAAGGCCCGAACCAGAAGCCAGAGCCUUCUCCGGGCCCUGAAACUGAACUGCCUGGUCCUCUCAAUACCUUGGUUGACCAAAACACCCCUCUCACAAAAGACGAAGAAGAGUUUCAUUUCGAUACGAGCAGUGUCCAAGAGAUCUCUGAUUUCUCCGAAUUCUGGGGCUGCACUGAGGAAGAGACAAAUGACCGAGCCCAUCAGGCCAGCGCACAGUCUUAUUUCACACUCUCCGACAGGAACGUGGAAGAGGUCCUUAAAGCUCAAGAAGCAAACUAUACCGCAUUCUUGGAAGAAUUCCGCAAUAUCUCUUCCCAGCAUAUAUCGAGAGUUGAACAGGUAACGCGAACUGAGCAAGAGACUGGCAUGGAACGGAUCGUCAAUUAUGUCAAGAGCUUCAUUCCUCAGCCUGCUCAGGCCUCGAAUGCCUCCACCAUCGUAGACCUCAGGGCUCAACUUCAGGCAGAGCAAGAUUACGUACAGAAGCUCACUAUCGAUCACAAUAACAUGGCUCAACACUCCCAUAAACAAAAACAAGAUCUUGGCAAAGUAAACGCCAAACUUGAUGAUGCCCUUCACGAGAGAGACCAGUUACGCCAGCUUCUGGACGGUGGCUCUCUAGCAAACUCUGGAAAGAUAACCGACGAUUCCAUUCGAGCCAAAUGGAAGGAGCUCACUUACAACAUUCGCUGUCUGGCUCAUUUCCUAGCCCAAGAUCCGCUUCACCAGCAACUUGACGAACUCGCUACGGAGCGGCUACGAUUUGUUUUGAAAGACUAUCGCAGAUAUAUCAAUGAUGAAGAAUACCGAGAGCUUCUUAUCAUGGGCUAUCUAUGGGUCAUUGUUCAAGACGAGGUGUUCGACGCUGAGGAGCAACUUUGGGGGGGACCUGGGCUGAAACCUUACAAAAUCACUCGUGAUCACAUUAUCACUCUCAUUGGAGACAGGGAGAACAUCCUAAACACUGAAACCUCCAUCGCUCAUGCUGCACGGUGGCUGGCUCAAGGCUCAGACAUGAUCGGCAACCUUUGGGGGAGAGAUGAUCGCGGCAUGAGACGUCUCGUUCUCAGAGAAACUAAGCGUCUAAGGCCAUUUUAUUCGGCUCGCCUAUCCUCAACAGACAGGUGUGAAAAGCAGGUCACUGAUCAACUGAGGGACAUUAUAUGCACGGCAAUUGACCUGGACAAGAUGAUGAUGCGCUCCAAGGCAAUUUUCCAAGUUCACUGGCGGGAUCAGUCUCAGAAACCAUAUGGCUGCCACCAGAAAUGGAACGGAGAUGCCAUGAAUUCAGAGGCAUCUAAGAACGCCUUGUCCCCCAAAAGCCGUGUUCUAUUCUUCAUUUCGCCUAUUCUUCGCAAAGUCGGUACUGCCGAUGGACAACGAUAUAACUCCAACAUGGUGCUGGCCAAGGGUCUUGUGGUCUGCGACUAA